AUGUCACAUCUCGGGCAAGCAACAGAUCCUGCCGCUGCUGCCGAGGCGGCGCUCAGGCAACUCAUGACGGCAAUCAGUCAAACGAGGACAGAAAACUACGUCACUUUGGUAUCCAUUGUCAUUCUUGUAUGGGAUAUCCUCCUGCAAAUGGAUGACGAAGUAAGAUACAUAUGGGCGGCGCGCUGGUCUUGGCCGAAGUUCAUGUACCUAUUCGCGCGUUAUUACGGUGCUGCAUUCCUUGGCUUACAUCUUGCAGUUAAUGUGGGUACCAACUACACGGUUGAGGUGGGUACUUCAGUUCACAGGGUCCUUCUCGCACUUAGACCUCUAGAGUUCUGUCGUGUAUUCUUCUACUUCUAUUCACUCGGAGGUGCUAUCGUAUUUUCCACAGUGAUCAACGUCAUACUGGUUCUAAGAAUCUGGGCUCUCUAUCAUCAAGCGAAGAAUAUCCUCGUUCUGUUACUGCUUAUUCUCACAGUUGAAUUUGCGGCCGAACUUUACAUCUCAGUGAGGGCAGGUAUCCUUGCCUCCAAGAGUGCAUACAUUCCACCUUUGGAGAUGCCGAUGGGAGGGUGUCUGGCUGAUAACCCAGUGCCAGCCUUAACUCUUCUCGCCUGGGUCCCCUGUCUUCUUGCUGCCGGAUUGUUCUGCGGACUGACGAUAUACAGCGGUGUUCAAUCAAGCAGGGCUAUUGCGAGGAGCUCUAAUGAUCAAUUCGAUCUCCGCGCUGUGCUACUAGGUCAGGUCUUGCCGCCACUGAUGACGGCUUUCAUCGAGGAUGGUUUGAUCUAUUUCAUAUUGAUUACUGUGGCGCUUCUCUUGGCGUGUCUGAUAACCCUUCUGCUUAGGGGUGCGAUACAAGCUCUACCCAUGCCUCCACUGAUUGGCGUUUACUCUUACUCGGGCUCGCGCCUAGUCCUAAACCUGCGCCGAGCUGCGGUUCGGAUGCAUGCCACUGCGAGUUGGAAGGACACAUAUUCAGUGCGACUUGAGACAUUCCGUGUCCGGUCUCCCUCCAGCAGUGAGCACGGCGAGGUGGAGAUGUAUUUGCGAUAG
Messenger RNA from Peniophora sp. CBMAI 1063, 1056 nucleotides. The record is from the annotation of a GenBank genome assembly. Lineage: Eukaryota; Fungi; Basidiomycota; Agaricomycetes; Russulales; Peniophoraceae.